This is a messenger RNA of Sitophilus oryzae (rice weevil), 1621 nucleotides long. Its product is annotated as putative glucosylceramidase 4. Lineage: Eukaryota; Metazoa; Arthropoda; Insecta; Coleoptera; Curculionidae. The record is from RefSeq and is a predicted model, not a curated record. Gene Ontology annotation, biological process: glucosylceramide catabolic process. Bases 46 to 1581 code for a protein of 511 amino acids. The transcript is spliced from 8 exons. Gene Ontology annotation, molecular function: glucosylceramidase activity.
AUGAAACGGUAUCACUUUCGUUAAAACACCCGUCCCAAACCGAUCAUGUUUAUUCUAAAAUUCACCGUUUGUAUCCUACUAUUAAGCAAAAUUAACUCUGAACAACUCUGUAGUUUGAGAGAAGUAGAAUAUGGCACUGUCUGUGUUUGUAAUUCUUCCUACUGUGAUACCGUUCCAUCCAUAGAAGAUCUUUCUUCCGGACAAUACCAGCUGUAUACGACUAGUGAAAGCAAUUUAGGGUUUCUCUCAACCACCGGAAACCUGUCAACGAAUGAUAGUGCAGCCUCGGUGUCAGUGACAGUGGCAAAUUUACCAAGUACCCUGCAAACGAUCAUAGGGUUUGGAGGUGCGUUCACUGAUUCGGCAGGUAUUAACUUAGUGAGUUUGCCAGAGGAGGCUCAGACGAAGCUUGUUGAGAGUUAUUUUGGUGAAGAUGGGUUGCAGUACAGUUUGGGAAGGGUGCCUAUAGGAGGCACUGAUUUUUCUACCUAUGGGUAUACGUACUGUGAUGAAGAAGAUACGAAUUUGACUUUGGCAUGUUUUGAGUUGGCUUCUGAAGAUUACAAUUACAAGAUUCCUUUCAUUAAUCAAGCAAUAUCUUUGAGAGGUAAUGGAACUUUUAGGUUGUUUGCCUCAGUUUGGUCAUCACCAGCAUGGACUAAAUCAAACAAUGCCAUUGAAGGUACUGGUGUACUAAAUUCAGAGUACUACGAUUGGUGGGCGAGAUACUUCAUCAAGUUCUUUGAAGCCUAUGAGGAAAACAACAUUACUUUCUGGGGAGUUACUCCACAAAAUGAACCCAUGGAUAGCUUUUUGUCCAUUACUAUACCCAAUCUGCUUCAUACACCUAGCCAAAUGAAAACAUGGAUUAAAGAUCAUCUGGGACCCACAAUCAGGAAUUCAACUUACAGCUAUUUAAAAAUAAUUGCCCUUGAUGAUAACAGAUACCUACUGCCUAUUCUAAAAUGGUUUAUACUUUCUGACGAAGACGUUUUGCAGUAUGUUGAUGGUGUUGGUAUACACUGGUAUGUAGAUUUGACCACACCAGCUAGUGUAAUAGAAGAUGCAUAUAAUGAUAAUAAGGAACUGUUCGCACUUGCUACAGAAGCAUGCAAUGGGUACAUUCGAAUAACAGAUAUUAUCAAAGCAGUAGAAUUGGGCAGUUGGACAAGAGGUGUUAACUAUAUUAAUGACAUUUUUGAUAAUCUGGAGUACAACGUUACAGGCUGGACGGAUUGGAACUUGGCUUUAAACACAUCAGGAGGUCCAACUUUCAUUGAUAACAACGUAGACUCCCCAAUCAUCGUCAAUGCCACAGCCGGAGAAUUCUACAAGCAACCCAUGUUCUACGCUUUGGGUCAUUUUUCCAAGUUCUUGGUACCCGAUUCGGUUAGAGUAACAUCUGAAGUUUCUGGAAGCAAUAUUAGAGCCUUGGCAUUUUUAAGGCCAGAUGAGAAAGUUGCCGUCAUUAUAUAUAAUGAAUCAAGUGAUGAUGUAAGUGUCAAUAUCAGCAUUGAAGGCAACUCUGGAACGAUUGAAGUACCUGGAAAUUCUAUUAAUACCUUUUUAUAUACUCAAUAAAUUUUAAUAAAUAAUAAAUUAAUUAGAUUAUUAUUAUUAA